AAGGGGUGGUAGAUGCACAUCUGGAAAUGUAAAUCCAUUUAAGCUCCUUAACAUAUUUAACCAAUAUCUCGUCGAUGCUGUCAAAAUUCCUUUGCUUUGCUUGCAAAAGAAACAAUGACAAGUGCCCGGUCACCGACCAGCGCAUCGGUUUUAUUAAUUUAGUGUAGAUUUGUUUGUCAUGAAUCGUAAUUGUUUGUAGCAUUGUGCCCUUUCAAGUAAUAAUUUACAUCGACGUAUGUCACAAGACUCUGUAAAUGAUUCUUGGCGAGAUAUAUGUGGUAGAUAGUUUUUUAGGUCAAGUAGGCCAUAUUAAAACAUGAAGGCACGACCUUGAAAUUAGGUCAUGAUAUGACGCUGCCUAUGGCAAACGUUUCCCGGCCUAAUUUUUUGGGAUACUAAAUCUAGUGGUAUUAGCUACCUGCAAUACAAGAACACAUUUAAAUUGGGGAAAAACACAAAUUAUGUCCAGUCCACAAAAGAGUAGGUUACAUGAUGUGGGAGAUGAAGUUUAUGCAAAAUGGCCAGGCAGUAAUCUUUGGUUUCGAGCCAAGGUUCUGAACAAUAAAGAUGGGCGCUACACUGUAAGAUAUAUGGAAGGAACUGAAGAAACUAUCAGCCAAAAACACAUCAGUGCCAUGUCAAACUUCACCAGAAGUUCUAGGUCACGGUCCAGAUCUAGAAGUCGGGGCAGAUCUCCGGGGCGCAAGUCCAAGGCAAGUCCUUCUCGCAAAGCCAAGCAAAGUCCAUCCCCAGCCAGGAAACCUCGCAGUUCUUCAAAAUCUCGCAGUUCUUCAAAGACCCGUGCUGCAGCCACACCUUCUACUCCUACAAGGCAAUCUGCAAGGCUUGCAGAAAAGCAGACAAACGGACCUGAAGAAGUGGAGAAGAAACCUGAAAUGGAAAGAAAACCCAGCCCCGCCAGACCCGCUGUUGCUACACCAGUUGCCGACAAGCCAGUCGCCGACAAACCUGUUGCGGACUCGGAGUUUGGUGGACCUGUUGGAGCUUUCUUCUGUAUUGUGCUUCUACCGGCAACUGUUUAUGUCAUCAAUAUUAUGUGCACAGAGAAAUCCUGUACAUUGGCAAUACCAUCAAUCCCAAAGAAGUUGAGCAAUUACUUUGACUCUAAAGCAGUUAUGAUUGGACUUGGCUGGUUCGUGUUCCAAGUGGUUCUGGCUGUUCUUCCUGUUGGCAAAGUUGUAUCUGGUCAACCUGUCAAAGGCCUACAGAGGCUUCAGUAUAGAUGCAAUGGUUUCAUAGCGCUGAUGGUCAGUUUGGUUGCCCUGGGAGUUGGUCAGGCUUACUUCAAGGUGGACCUGUCCACUGUCCACACACUGUGGCUUCAGCUUAUCACCACUGCCAUUGUAUUCAGUGUAGUUCUAAGCUUGGUCUUAUACAUCAGGGCUAGGAGUGCCAAACCCAAUGCCCUGGCAUUCGCAGCAAGUGGCAAUGCCAUAUAUGAUUUCUGGAUGGGGCGGGAGUUGAACCCACGCAUAGGGAGCUUUGACUGGAAAUUCUUCUGUGAGUUGCGCCCUGGGCUGAUUGGCUGGGUGGCCAUCAACAUGUGUUUCCUGGCAGAAGCUUAUGGUAGUAAAUCUGGAUGGCCAAACUACCCACUUAUCAUGGUGUGUGGCUUUCAGCUUCUGUAUGUUGCUGAUGCACUCUGGAGUGAGGAAGCCAUUCUCACCACCAUGGACAUUAUCCAUGAAGGCUUUGGGUUCAUGCUUUGCUUUGGUGACUUGGCAUGGGUGCCCUUCCUGUACAGUCUUCAGCCACGCUUCCUACUGGAGCACCCACAGUCGCUGCCAUGGUGGGCUCUGUCUGCUGUAGCACUACUCAACAUGAUUGGUUUCUUAAUCUUCCGUGGAUCCAACUCUCAAAAGAACAUGUUCAGGAAAAAUCCUUAUGAUCCUGCAUUAGCUCAUCUGGAGAGUAUGCCGACCAAUGUGCCAGGCAAGAGACUGUUGGUGUCAGGAUGGUGGGGGCUGUGUCGACAUCCUAACUACCUUGGGGACCUGAUUAUAGGGCUGGCCUGGUCUCUGCCUUGUGGAUUUUCCUCUCUGUUACCAUACUUCUAUCCCAUUUAUUUCUUCAUCUUGCUGGUGCACAGAGCGAUGCGUGAUGAUGCCAUGUGCAGGAAAAAAUAUGGCGCUCACUGGGACCAUUACUGUGAACGCGUCAAAUAUGUUAUCAUACCAUAUGUUUACUAAAACAAAAAUUUGGAUCUGAAUAUGCUGUAAAAAGGAAGCGACAGUGGAGCAUAAUCCUACAGAGAUAAAUUUUAAGUUUCAGAAAUGAUAAUAAUAUAUAUUAAGUGAGACAUCAUUUUAAUUCUUUUAAUUUGAAUUAAUUAUUAUUAUUUUUCCUCAAUGUAAGGUGGACAUAAAGAAAUAAGCUGUGUACAUCCCAUUAGUAUUUGAAUUUAAAAUGCGAUGCCCGUACAGUGCAUGUAUACUGCCCAUAAUACCCUUUUCGUAUGGCGUCUGAGCAGGGGUAGACGGUGGCCGUGUGAAAUCGCACAAAAUCGUACGGAUUUCAGGCCAUGUAAUGUAGACGUACUGGGCGGUGCCCAUGUAAAUGUAAUCUAGGCUUUAAAGAGACACUUCAUAAGAUUUUAGACCAAAAUCACUUAGACAAUUUUCAGUGUUUCCACAUUUUUGCAGUAGUUACCAACUAUCGUUAGCAUCAAAUUUUUAAAAUCAUAACAUAGGAACAUAGUAUUCCACACCUUGUCCUUGAACAGUAGAUGUAUGUCUGUUGUUUUUUUUAAAGUUGUUGUAUUUGUUAUUUGUCUUGAUAACUAAUAUACUUACAGAAUGAAGACAGUGAUAUUCAAACAGCAUUAGGAAAAUAACAUGGAGAGUGACCUCCAAGUUACUUAAAGAUUACAAGCAUGUAGCCACCAAUUUCAAACAGGGGUUCUUUUUCUCAAAAAAAAAAAAGCAAAAAGUGAACAUUUUUACCCUCCCCCCUCCCCCGUUGACUCAACUUCAGUAAAAAAAAACACUGCCUACAGUCUUCAGUAACAUUCUUCAAAGUUGUUCAUAAGUCUAAUCAUUCAAAACUCGAACACAAGUACAGUAUAAGUGUAUGUAUGUGACUACAGAUCAUCAAAGUUUCAACAUGAAAUAUAUUGCUGAAAUGCAGUCAACAAUUUCUGUAUUCCACACACAAAAAAGUUAAUAUAUUUGAAAGUUAGUAACUGAAAUGUUAGGAACAUGGGGACACUCUGUAUAGUAUAUUUUUCACUUUAUGAGAAAUAAGUCGUUUUUGUGUAGACUAUUUAUAUUUCAUAAGUUUGAUUACUCUUCAAGAAUUGUAUACCAAUUUUAUUGUACAUUUUGUGUACCAUUAAAACUUUGCUUUGUAAAUAUGUGCUAUAUCAUUUUUUUAAACUUCCAAUUAACAGUUUAAGUGAAGUAACUAGUAACUUUUUUGAAAAGCAUACUGUUACCAAUCGUCUAAAAGGUUGAUGUGGUUGCAAACCAUUUUCAAAAAUCCUAUGUUUUGUAAAUUGAUCCAUAAUGAAUUUGUUUCUUGUUCAGCCAUGUAUCAUGGAUGUCAUUUUCGAAUAAAAGCCUUUCUUAAA
Molecule: messenger RNA, 3589 nt
Organism: Lingula anatina
Lineage: Eukaryota; Metazoa; Brachiopoda; Lingulata; Lingulida; Lingulidae
Product: delta(14)-sterol reductase TM7SF2
Biological process (GO): cholesterol biosynthetic process
Cellular component (GO): nuclear inner membrane; endoplasmic reticulum membrane
Molecular function (GO): Delta14-sterol reductase activity
Source: RefSeq, a predicted model, not a curated record